AAAAAUGAGGAUGAUUUGUGAAGAAAUCAUCCUUGUAAAGCUAUUGGUUCUGGUCAUCAGCCUUUAUCCAAUGCUUUGGUGAUGCUGCUGCUGAUCUAUUUGGGAAGUUGGCUGGCUCUCAAGGCAGUCUCUCUCCCUCUCCCUCUCCUCUCUCUCUCUCCUCAAAGGCUGUUCCACAGUGAAAAUAUGCUCAGUGCAGUUGAGUGCAUGAAUGAAAAAGCCUCCAGUAUCUUCUAGGCUAGCAAAAUGCAGCACAAGGCUCAACUUGCCCUGGCUUUCCUCCUGUCCCAGGUGCUGCUGCAUGUGUUCACGGAAGAUUUAGAAUGCAUCCCUGGAUUCCAACAAAAGGUUUUUCAUAUUGAACACCCGUCUGCAUUCAUGGCGGACCAGCCGAUUCUGAAUUUGGUAUUUGAUGAUUGUCAAGGAAAUCACAAAUUGAACUUUGAAGUUUCAAACCCAGGCUUCAAGGUGGAACCAAAUGGGGUUUUAGUUGCACUGAGAAAUUUAUCGGACACUGGCAGAGCCUUAUUCAUUCAUGCCCGGUCAGCUCAGGCUGAAGAUACAGCAGAAGUAUUGCUUGUCGACAGAAAAGAGAAACAAGGUUCUUUAAAGGAAAUCUUUAAGGCAGAAGGCAGCCUUGGAAUUGUAAGGCAAAGAAGGUCCAUUGUGGCAACUCCAAUCUUAAUUCCUGAAAAUCAGAGAUCUCCAUUUCCAAGGCCCGUGGGCAAGGUGGUAGACAAUGACAGACCAGAGGGCUCCAAAUUUCGGGUUUUUGGGAAAGGUGUGGACCAGGAGCCAAAGGGAUUUUUCAAAAUUGUCGAGAGCACAGGAGAGGUCCUUGUGACACGAUCUCUGGACAGAGAAGCAAUGGCCACAUACCAGUUCCAGGUGGAGAUCACUGAUGCCAGUGGCAAAACCAUAGAAGGCCCAGUCCCUCUAGAUAUCAUCAUUAUUGACCAGAAUGACAACAGGCCUCUCUUCCGGGAAGGACCUUACAUUGGGCAUGUCAUGGAGGGGUCUCCAACAGGAAGUACUGUGAUGCGUGUGACUGCCUUUGAUGCUGAUGAUCCAGCUACAGACAAUGCUCUGCUGAGGUAUAAUAUCCUUAAGCAGACCCCAGACAAGCCAUCUCCAAACAUGUUCUAUAUUGACCCGGAGAAAGGAGACAUUGUCACUGUUGUGUCGCCAGUGCUGUUGGACCGUGAAACAAUGGAGAAUCCGAAAUAUGAGCUCAUCAUAGAAGCAAAAGACAUGGGGGGCAUGGAUGUUGGGUUAACUGGCACUGCCACAGCAACCAUUGUUGUUGAUGACAAAAAUGACCAUGCACCGGAAUUCACCAGGAAAGAGUUCCAAGCUACGGUGAAGGAAGGCAGCAUGGGCGUGAUUGUCAAUCUGACUGUGGAGGAUCGGGAUGACCCAGCAACAGGAGCAUGGAGAGCGGUUUAUACCAUCAUCAAUGGCAACCCAGGACAGAGCUUUGAAAUCCAUACGAACCCCAAGAACAAUGAAGGGAUGCUGUCAGUUGUCAAGCCUUUGGACUGUGAGAUUUCAGCUUUCCACACACUCCUGAUCAAAGUAGAAAAUGAAGAUCCAUUAGUUCCAGACAUAGCAUAUGACACCAGUUCCACCGCAACUGUUCAGAUCACGGUUCUGGAUGUCAAUGAAGCCCCUGUUUUCCACCCAGACCCAAUGACUAUCACCAAACAAGAAAACAUCCCCACUGGCAGUGUUGUGUUAACGGUCAAUGCCACAGAUCCAGACACCUUGCAACAUCAGACUAUAAGGUACUCCAUUAACAAAGAUCCAGCUGAAUGGCUGGAAAUUGACCCUACGAAUGGUACAAUUCGCACCAGGGGUGUCCUUGAUCGUGAAUCGCCAUUUGUUAUCAACAAUGUGUACACUGCACACUUACUGGCAAUAGAUAAUGGUAGCCCUCCUGCAACAGGGACAGGGACACUGCAGAUUACUUUGGAAGAUGUUAACGACAACGCCCCCUCUCUUUAUCAAGCGGUUUCAUCUGUCUGUGAAGAUGCGAAAGAUGUGAAGGUCAUCUUUGGAGCCUUAGACAAGGAUAUUCAUCCUAAUGCCGAACCAUUUAAAUUUGAGUUGAGCAAGCAGUCUGGACAAGAUAAAGUAUGGAAAAUCACAAGAAUCAACAACACCCAUGCCCAGCUCAUUCUGCCACAAAACUUGAAGAAGGCGAACUACAACAUCCCCAUCUUGGUGACCGACUCAGGGAAACCGCCUCUAAUUAACAAUACAGAACUGAAAAUCCAAGUGUGUUCCUGCACAAAAUACAAAAUGGACUGCAGCGCAUCUUCGACCCUUCACCUCAGCAUGGUCCUCUUCUUCAUUUCACUCUUCAGUUUAUAUUGUCUGUAAGAACUCCUGGCUGACACCUGAAGCUGACAUUACUGAGUUGCCAUGGUGACAAGCAAGCAAAGGAUAUGCCAUCCCAGUCAGAAGAUCACAUUUGACUCUUACAAUUCCUUCACUCCUAAGCCUCAGUCGUGCCAAAUGUGGCACUUUGCAACUUCACUCUGUCUGUCCUCCCAGCUGCACGAUAAGUUUCUGACAAAAAACCUCCUGCCUCGGUCUGACUUUACCAAUGGGUUCCUUGCCCAAGAAGACGGACGGUUGAUGUUGUUGCUCGCCAAACGGUUACAAAAUAAAAAUAAAAACACCACAUAAAUCUGAUCUUCUGGGAGCAGAAUUACAGAAGGACUCCACCUCCCCUCUCUCUCUGUUGACUUGUUGCUAUUCAACUGUUUUAAAAAAAAAUUGUCUGUGGGUUAGUAUUUGUAUAUGUAUGAGUGUAUGUAUAUGUAUAUAUAUUUAUAUAGAGAGAAGAGAUAUACAAUAGGGUUAGCUUUUGUAUGGCAUUUGCCUUAGGCUCACGGUCAAUGGAGCAGAGCAGCACAAAGGCUCGGUAACAGAUCAACAUACCAAUAAUAGCUCAACUCGCUGUGUAAGCUGCAUAUAGAAGGGGAGAUCCAAUAUUAGUCAUACUCAGAGUAGACAUGUUGAAUCAAUGCACCUGAGUUACUUGAGUUCCACUGGUCACAGUGGGUCUACUCUGAAGCACGACCAAAAGAGAACAAAUUGUGGUGGUACCAUGAGAAAUGACCACUUUGGUGGCAGUUCCUUAAAAAAAGAAGUCUGGUACCAUUCUCCAAAAGGUAAUGUAUCUUUUGUUAAUUCAUCCUUCCUGAUCACAUCCAAGAAUAUUUUACUCUUUCAGCUUGCUGUGGAAGGUGAGGGAAAAGUAACACUUAACCGUAUUCUAGGGAAAAGAAAGUAGCUCUUGCUGAUGGAUCAUCUAUUUAGAUAUUUCUGGUUUUAUAAAAAUCUAUUUUAUAUCUUGUCCCUCCUUCCCAAAGAGAGCACGGGGUAGAAAAUUAUUAAAAGAAAACACCUGUUUAAAAAACAAAUAAUAAAACAUCAAUGACAUUUUGAUAGAGAAUCAAAUGAUAUCUCCUUAACACCUCCUCAAAGGCCUGAACAAACAGAUGAGUUUUAAAUUUGUGCCUGAACAUAGGUAGAGUGGGGAUGACCCAAUUUCAGCUGGAAGGGAGUUCCACAGGCUGAGUGCCAACACUGAGAACUCCUUUAGUGAGGUAGCCAAGCUCUUGUAACUGUCCCAUUUCAGACGGUAGGUUCACAUGAUGGAAAAUUCCAAUGUAGAAAAAGGAUACUUCCAUAUAGAAUAAUAACACAA
Molecule: messenger RNA, 3718 nt
Organism: Podarcis raffonei (Aeolian wall lizard)
Lineage: Eukaryota; Metazoa; Chordata; Lepidosauria; Squamata; Lacertidae
Gene: CDH13
Product: cadherin 13
Exons: 14
Coding region: 247-2382 (711 amino acids)
Biological process (GO): homophilic cell-cell adhesion; cell-cell junction assembly; sprouting angiogenesis
Cellular component (GO): plasma membrane; adherens junction; catenin complex
Molecular function (GO): calcium ion binding; cadherin binding
Source: RefSeq, a predicted model, not a curated record